GUUGGACCUGGCUAGUACUGACUGGAUCCUCCUACCCAACAGGGAACAUCUGUGUCAUCAGCAUCUUUGGUAUUCAUCACAAUCCUUCAGUCUGGCCAGACCCUGAGGUCUAUGACCCCUUCCGCUUUGACCCAGAAAACNCACAGAAGAGGUCUCCUCUGGCUUUUAUUCCCUUUUCUGCUGGGCACAGGAACUGCAUAGGACAGACUUUCGCCAUGAGCGAGAUGAAGGUGGUGCUGGCGCUGACGCUGCUGCGCUUCCGUGUGCUGCCAGAUGACAAGGAGCCACGCCGGAAGCCAGAGCUGAUCCUGCGUGCAGAGGGCGGGCUGUGGCUGCGGGUGGAGCCGCUGAGCUCUUGCGCUCAGUGACCAGGAGGUCUACUACUGUCCCAGUCACUUUCCUCUGCCAAUCCCAGAAUUAGCGGAGUUUCACCAGAGCCAUCAGAGGGCGCUGCAGGACAACAGACACUGUCUGGCAGCCUGGCUGAGAAGAGACUGGGGCUGCUGAGUCCAAGGACCUUUCUGGGUGGCCCACAAUGUGGCCUGCAGACUGAUGAGUGUUGCACCCAAGCUCAAGAACCGCUGUUAUUCUUUUGGCGAUAGGGACGCACCAUAGAUGUCAGAGCAGGAGAGAUACAAGGUUUACUGGCAGAUUUGGGGCAGUUUUCUUUUUUCUUUUGUUUUUGAGACAGGGUCUCAGCUUUUAGUGGCUAUAGCAGGCUGGCCUUUAACUUGUAGCAAAUCUCUGGCCUAAGCACCCGAGUGGUGCAAUUGGAAAGUGGGCCACUGAAGGAAUGCUUAUUAGAAAUGAAGGACGGUUUCUCAGGAGAG
Messenger RNA from Mus pahari (shrew mouse), 830 nucleotides. RefSeq names its product cytochrome P450 4F5-like. Lineage: Eukaryota; Metazoa; Chordata; Mammalia; Rodentia; Muridae. The annotation marks the transcript as partial. The record is from RefSeq and is a predicted model, not a curated record. The transcript is spliced from 3 exons. Gene Ontology annotation, molecular function: oxidoreductase activity, acting on paired donors, with incorporation or reduction of molecular oxygen; heme binding; monooxygenase activity.